Molecule: messenger RNA, 2763 nt
Organism: Pongo pygmaeus (Bornean orangutan)
Lineage: Eukaryota; Metazoa; Chordata; Mammalia; Primates; Hominidae
Product: UDP-glucuronosyltransferase 2B7
Exons: 6
Coding region: 48-1637 (529 amino acids)
Molecular function (GO): glucuronosyltransferase activity
Source: RefSeq, a predicted model, not a curated record
GACAGAAAGGAACAGCAACUGGAAAACAAGCAUUGCAUUGCAACAAGAUGUCUAUGAAAUGGACUUCAGUAAUUUUGCUAAUACAACUGAGCUUUUACUUUAGCUCUGGGAAUUGUGGAAAGGUGCUGGUGUGGGCAGCAGAAUAUAGCCAUUGGAUGAAUAUAAAGACAAUCCUGGAUGAACUUGUUCAGAGAGGUCAUGAGGUGACUGUACUGGCAUCUUCAGCUUCCAUUCUUUUUGAUCCCAACAACUCAUCCGCUCUUAAAAUUGAAAUCUAUCCCACAUCUUUAACUAAAACUGAGUUGGAGAAUUUCAUCGUUCAACAGAUUAACAGAUGGUCAGAUCUUCCAAAAGAUACAUUUUGGUUAUAUUUUUCACAAGUACAGGAAAUCAUGUCGACAUUUGGUGACAUAACUAGAAAGUUCUGUGAAGAUAUAGUUUCAAAUAAGAAAUUUAUGAAAAAAGUACAAGAGUCAAGAUUUGACAUCAUUUUUGCAGAUGCUAUUUUUCCCUGCAGUGAGCUGCUGGCUGAGCUAUUUAACAUACCCUUUGUGUACAGUCUCAGCUUCUCUCCUGGCUACACUUUUGAAAAGCAUAGUGGAGGAUUUAUUUUCCCUCCUUCCUACGUACCUGUUGUUAUGUCAGAAUUAACUGAUCAAAUGACUUUCAUGGAGAGGGUAAAAAAUAUGAUCUAUGUGCUUUAUUUUGACUUUUGGUUCCAAAUAUUUGACAUGAAUAAGUGGGAUCAGUUUUAUAGUGAAGUUCUAGGAAGACCCACUACCUUAUUUGAGACAAUGGGGAAAGCUGACAUAUGGCUUAUUCGAAACUCCUGGAAUUUUCAGUUUCCACAUCCACUCUUACCAAAUGUUGAUUUUGUUGGAGGACUCCACUGCAAACCUGCCAAACCCCUGCCUAAGGAAAUGGAAGAGUUUGUACAGAGCUCUGGAGAAAAUGGUGUUGUGGUGUUUUCUCUGGGGUCAAUGGUCAGUAACAUGAAAGAAGAAAGGGCCAACGUAAUUGCAUCAGCCCUUGCCCAGAUCCCACAAAAGGUUCUGUGGAGAUUUGACGGGAAUAAACCAGAUACCUUAGGUCUCAAUACUCGGCUCUACAAGUGGAUACCCCAGAAUGACCUUCUAGGUCAUCCAAAAACCAGAGCUUUUAUAACUCACGGUGGAGCCAAUGGCAUCUACGAGGCAAUCUACCAUGGGAUCCCUAUGGUGGGCAUUCCAUUGUUUGCCGAUCAACCUGACAACAUUGCUCACAUGAAGGCCAAGGGAGCAGCUCUUAAAUUGGACUUCAAUACAAUGUCGAGUACAGACUUGCUGAAUGCAUUGAAGACAGUAAUUAAUGAUCCUUUAUAUAAAGAGAAUGUUAUGAAAUUAUCAAGAAUUCAACAUGAUCAACCAGUGAAGCCCCUGGAUCGAGCAGUCUUCUGGAUUGAAUUUGUCAUGCGCCACAAAGGAGCUAAACACCUUCGGGUUGCAGCCCACGACCUCACCUGGUUCCAGUACCACUCUUUGGACGUGAUUGGGUUCCUGCUGGCCUGUGUGGCAACUGUGAUAUUUAUCAUCACAAAAUGUUGUCUGUUUUGUUUCUGGAAGUUUGCUAGAAAAACAAAGAGGGGAAAAAAUGAUUAGUUAUAUCUGAGAUUUGAAGCUGGAAAACCUGAUAGAUGACACUACUUCAGUUUAUUCCAGCAAGAAAGGUUGUGAUGCAAGAUUUCUUUCUUCCUGUGACAAAAAAAAGAAAAAAAAAAAUUUCAAAAUUUACUUUGUCAAAUAAAAAUUUGUUUUUCAGAGAUUUACCACCCAGUUCACGGUUAGAAAUAUUUUGUGGCAAUGGAGAAAACACUAGGGAAAAUAAAAAAUAAUAUAAAGCCAUAUGAGCUCGUACUGAAAUUUGUUGAACUUAUAUUGAAAUUUGUUGUUCUAAUUCACAGCAUACACACAAAAAAAUUUACUCAGCUUAACUAUAUUUCACACAUUGUACAUAAAUACAAGAACAUAAAGAAGUCCACUGACAGUAUCAGUACUGUUUUGCACAUACUCAGAAUAAUUUGGCUUCAUUUUGAAAAGGAUUGUGUUGUUUUAACUGCUGCUAAAGAAACUAUUACAUAGUUAAAUUGUAUAGAAAGUACCUCUUCCUUUUGAUAUUUUAAGAUGAGUAGUAUUGCUUGCCUUUUAUAAUGCAUGCAGCUUUAUUUUCACAUUUUUCCUAAAAUUUAUGGCCAAAUGUUUACUGUUUUAGAGCUUAAGUCAUUUCUCAGUGGAAAUUAUGGGGAAUUAGAAAUAUAGCAACUCUUACCUUCUUCCUACUGUAAAAUUGAACUUUUUUGUUAACGCCUUUGGUUUCAUGAUCCAAUUCUAUUUUUUCUAGAUAUUUAAAAAUAUUCAUCUGGUUGACUUUAUUCUCAUAUUUUUAAUUAUUUCAAUAGUUAUUUGGGGACAGGUGGUGUUUGAUUAGAUGGAUAAGUUCUUUAGUGGUAAUUUCUGAGGUUUUGGUGCACAUAUCAUGUGAGCAGGGCACCCUGCACUCAAUGUAUAAUCUUGUGUCCCUCACCCCCUCCCACCCUCCCCUCUGAAUCCUGAGAGCCUAUUAUAUUUUUCUUGUGCCUUUGCAUCCUCAUAGCUUAGCUCCCACUUAUAAGUGAGAAUUUAUGAUGUUCAGUUUUCUGUUCCUGAAUUACUUCACUUAGAAUAAUGCUCUCCCACUCCUUACAAGUUGCUGUUAAUGCCAUUAUUUUGUUUCUUUUUAUGGCUUAGU